CGUUCAGAUGACGGCUCCAGUACUACUCGGGAGAGAGUGGUGCAUGUAGAUAUACUUCCCCAUGGCUCCUUUACCUGCAGAGCCAUUUGCUGUUUGGUGUCUUUACCUUCACAGUGCUUGACCAGAGACAUACUGCCUAUUGGAAGAGAGCUCACCAAAGUUGUUACUAGCCUGAAAGGUCACAGGAAUCAUAAUUUUGCUAGCCAUAACAGUGUUCAACGAGGACAUCAUUCCAGACUGCAUAGUCCCCAAUCCUGUGUCCAAAUUUCACUGCUGCUGCUGAGUCUUUGUAGUGCCACAUAGUGUACCGAAGACUGAAGUGCACUCAGGGCAAGAGAGAAUAUUUAAGGAUUUACGUUUUAUUUAUUUGUGGGGAAAAAAAGACGUAGCGUCAAGACUUUGUAUAGCGGGAAUGCAGACGAUAAAGUGUGUCGUCGUCGGUGAUGGGGCCGUGGGGAAGACCUGCCUGUUGAUCUCCUACACCACAAACAAAUUCCCUUCGGAGUAUGUUCCUACGGUGUUUGACAACUAUGCAGUAACAGUGAUGAUCGGUGGAGAGCCAUACACACUGGGGCUGUUUGACACUGCAGGUCAGGAGGACUACGACAGACUCCGUCCCCUCAGUUACCCCCAGACUGACGUCUUCCUAGUGUGUUUCUCCGUCGUCUCGCCCUCUUCCUUCGAGAAUGUCCGGGAGAAGUGGGUUCCAGAGAUCUCUCACCACUGUCCCAGGACUCCCUUCCUGCUGGUGGGGACACAAGUUGACCUGAGGGACGACCCCAACACUGUGGACAAGCUGGCCAAGAACAAACAGCGCCCCCUAUCACCGGAGAGCGGAGAGAAACUAGCCCGAGACCUAAGAGCUGUCAAAUAUGUGGAGUGUUCAGCCCUCACUCAGAGAGGCCUGAAGAACGUGUUUGACGAGGCUAUCCUGGCUGCGCUGGAGCCCCCCGAGACCAAACCCAAGAAACGCUGCUCGCUUCUAUAGAGGGUGUCAGGUUGGGAGUGGGGUGGGGGUUAAGUGUUGGGACAGAGAGGGAGGGCUCCGAUGCGGAGAGGGAACGAAAAGGGUGGGAGGGUGCCGGGGAUGGGGGGGUGGGGUGGGCUGAUAGGUUAACAGACUGCUGUACCCGGGGGAAUGUUGUGAUUAAUACAAUACUAACAGACUCCCCAUUGCUGCGGGGAUAUUUCUUGUUCGGCUGGCGCACAGACACACGCACUGUCUGGCUGACGGGGGCGUGGGAGGAAAUCCUCUGCUAGAGAGAUGGGGGUUAACAAACUGCAAGCGCAUCCAUCAAGUGCCUUAGCGAAAGAGAAGGCGGCAGGGGAGCAGGAUCAGUCCUUUUCCAUGUCGGACCUGGAGCGCGCGCGCGCUCUCUCUCUCUCUCUCGCUCCUCUUCCCUCUUAUCUUCAUUGCCACCAGCGCGGCGACGUCCCUCGCUGCAUCACCUUCUCCUUCUGCCGCCCCACCUUCUCAUUCUCCCUCUUGCGACAGCGGGCCACCCUGCCUGGGCUCUCCCGAGCCGGUCUCCCUUCUUUGCCCCGGCCCUCUCCGCCCCGGCCCUCUCCCCGCCCUUCCCGGUCCCAGCCUGGAUUCGGCUUUGGCAAAGCAUUGACCCCCUACAGGCCAGAGCGCGCAGCACUGCGGCGGGCAGUAAAUAGCGAAAAGAUCACCCCCACGAUUUUGCGUCUUGGGGGCUGCUGUGGGAUAUUUCUAGCCCAAGGUAAACUGUCUGUGACAUUCAGGGAGCUCUGGUCUCGUUCCCAGGAAGGUGGACUGUUAUCGCUUGAGUGAGCUACGCUCUCAUUGUCAGCUAUUGUCAGCUUAUAGUAUGUAUUCUGGCCCCCAUACAUCCACGUGACUUUAACAUCCAUAGGUCUGAAAACUCUUGCAUUUAUCGAGGAUGAUCUUAUCCUCCAUGCACCACAAGAACAAAUUGUUCUCCACACCUUUAUUUAAAAAAAACAUAGUAUACAAGACUGCAGGACUGCUUACUUCAGACGGAUUCUGAGCUGCUGUGUAACAGACAGUUUACGUUUGGGACGAAAAGUACAUUUUCGUGGGUAUUAGAGCCUUUUUGAUGGUUGCUAAGGAUUUGAGGACAAACUGUACAACAUGGUGGAUGGCACUGCCAGUAGGAGACAAGGGGUGAUUUGAGACAUCGCCUUAAUUUCUUUUUGCAAUGCUGCCACCAAGUGUUGACUAUUGGGACUGCAGGUAUUUUUUUCAUAAUUUGCUACCCUCUAGUGCUGAAAUGAGAGAACUGAAUAUUUUGUUAUGUUGUAUUAAUAUAUAAAUAUUUUCUUUUACCUUUUGGGGGGUUUUGUGGCUGUUGAUUUGAACUUGAGUUUUUUUUUUGUUGUUGCUGUUUUACUGUGUGUUUGUAUAACUUUCUGGUUGAGAGUUAUUAAGAAAGGAGUAACAUUAAUAUAACAAUGACAAUAAUAAUGAUAGUUUCAUAUUUCAUUUCCUGGGUGAUUGUAAUCAAGGAUAUUUUUAAUAAAAAAUG
Messenger RNA from Lepisosteus oculatus (spotted gar), 2510 nucleotides. RefSeq names its product cell division cycle 42, like (gene cdc42l). Gene Ontology annotation, biological process: modification of synaptic structure; establishment or maintenance of cell polarity; endocytosis. NCBI's taxonomy places the organism in Eukaryota, Metazoa, Chordata, Actinopteri, Semionotiformes, Lepisosteidae. The record is from RefSeq and is a predicted model, not a curated record. Gene Ontology annotation, molecular function: GTP binding; protein kinase binding; GTPase activity. Gene Ontology annotation, cellular component: dendritic spine.